Molecule: messenger RNA, 1137 nt
Organism: Aspergillus homomorphus CBS 101889
Lineage: Eukaryota; Fungi; Ascomycota; Eurotiomycetes; Eurotiales; Aspergillaceae
Product: putative oxidoreductase
Exons: 3
Coding region: 1-1137 (378 amino acids)
Molecular function (GO): dioxygenase activity
Source: RefSeq, a predicted model, not a curated record
AUGGCUGUAAACUUCAGUGAAAUUCCUGUCAUUGACUACACGCUGUCAAAGUCCCCAGCCACCGCCCCAAAGUUCUUAGGCCAGCUUCGCGAUGCACUCAUCCAAGUGGGAUUUUUUUAUCUCGAAAACCAUCCAAUCUCAUCUACUUUGCAAUGGGACUUGAAAGACCAGUCACGGCAAUUUUUCGACUUGUCAUCGGAGAAGAAGAAUCAACUUGGAAUGAAUAAGCACUUUGUGGGAUACGUGGGGAUGGCAGUAUCCACAACUGCUAACCACAAGGAUCAUCGCGAAUCACUAACGCUCGGUUAUGAAUGCCUCCCACCUGGUGCCGACGAGCCGCUGUAUCGCAACCUACGAGGUCCCAAUCCAUGGCCGGAUCAUGAAGCGCUUCCUCAUUUCAAACAAACCAUAGAACAGUACAUGACUGCGGCAAAGACAUUGAGCGAGGAGUUCAAGGUCACAGUCGCCCAGGCGCUGGAUAUUGAACCUAUGGAAAUAAUGAAGUUAUUUGAUGACACGCCUUUUGACCGACUUAUGUUGGCUAAGUACUCUCCACCACCUUCGUCUACAAUCGACCACAGCGGAAGAUGCAAGGAUGCACCAGAUACUCAGGGCAAAGGACCCCACAAGGACGCUAGCUGGCUGACCUUUCUUCUGCCUGGAUCACCACAUGGUGGUCUAGAGGCCAUGAAUGCGGCUGGUGACUGGAUUCCAGUCCCUCCUCGGCCUGGGGCAAUCAUUGUCAAUGUAGGGAUGCAGUUGGAAGCAAUGACGGAUGGUGUUUGUUGUGCUGCAUUACACCGAGUGGUGACUCGAUUGCAAGACUUCGUUGAUGACAAUGGUAAUGACCGCGGGCCUCGGUUUUCAUUCCCUUUCUUCCACAACAUCGGUCUCGAUUUGAGACGGGAGGAACCCCUGAGUAUUCCGCCACAUAUUUCUGCCCUGGUUACCAGUGAUGAGGCUAGGCGAAACGCACGACUCUUUGUGCGCCGCCUAUUUCAACGGGGAUGCCCUGGAGAGGGGAUCUUCGCGACUCGUUUGAUGGUGUAUCAGGAAGUAGCAAAGGAGUGGUAUCCGCAUCGUCUAGCUGAGAUACAGCAGCCGACAUCAAGCGAAUCAGCGUCCAAUCCCCAGUGA